AUGCGCUACUCCCUCACUCUCAUCGCCUUUGCCGCCACGGCUCUGGCUCUUCCCACUGCCAAGCCCGCCGACGACGGCUCUUGGGCUCCUGGCAAGUACGAGGGCAAGGGUACAGGCUACGACGACGGCAAGUGGCACGAGGGAAAGUAUGAGGGCGGUGACACUGGCUACGAUGAUGGCAAGUGGACCCCCGACAAGUAUCCCAGCGGCAAGGCCAAGCGCAACGACGAUGGCUCUUGGCAUCCCGGAAAGUACGAAGGAAAGGGAACGCCCUACGAUGACGGCAAGUGGCACGAGGGCAAGUACGAAGGCGGCAGCACUGGCCACGACGACGGAAAGUGGUACCCCGGAAAGUACCCUGGCGGCAAGGCCAAGCGCAAUGACGACGGUUCCUGGGCCCCUGGGAAGUAUGAGGGCAAGGGAACUCCCUACGACGAUGGAAAGUGGCACGAGGGAAAGUACGAGGGUGGUGAUACUGGCUACGAUGAUGGCAAGUAUCAUGGCGGCAAGGUCAAGCGCAACGAUGAUGGCAGCUGGCACGAAGGAAAGUAUGAGGGCAAGGGAACCCCUUAUGACGAUGGCAAGUGGCAUGAGGGCAAGUACGAAGGUGGUGAUACCGGCUACGACGACGGAAAGUACCAUGGCGGCAAGGUCAAGCGCGCGGAUGAUGGCUCUUGGCACGAGGGAAAGUACGAGGGUGGUGACACCGGAUAUGAUGACGGCAAGUGGGAGGAGGGCAAGUAUGAGGGUGGUGAUACUGGCUAUGAUGAUGGCAAGUACCACGGCGACAAGACCAAGCGCAACGACGACGGUUCCUGGCACGAGGGCAAGUACGAGGGUGAGGGUACUCCCUACGAUGAUGGAAAGUGGCACGAGGGAAAGUAUGAGGGCGGCGACACCGGCUACGAUGACGGCAAGUAA
Fusarium keratoplasticum is the source of this 921-nucleotide messenger RNA. RefSeq lists its product as uncharacterized. NCBI's taxonomy places the organism in Eukaryota, Fungi, Ascomycota, Sordariomycetes, Hypocreales, Nectriaceae. The record is from RefSeq and is a predicted model, not a curated record. The transcript has a single exon. The coding region runs from base 1 to 921 and encodes 306 amino acids.